CUCGUCUGUCACUGUCUUUACACUAAAAACGGUCUGACCAUAACUUUACCAAAACAGAGUUUGAUAGACGUUUUUUAUUAUUUUGUUUUAUUAUUUAUUUCAUAUUCUCACAGAAAUCAUGUUAGGUAUUUUUAUGUAUAUAUUUGAAAUAAAAAAAGAGUUGCUAGUUGGAUUUUCUUUAUCAAUACUGUAUAUAACCUAUUACUUAGUGGAAGUGGUCAAGAAACCUAUAUUGAUAUGUCGUGAAGGUGAAUUCCGCCAGUUUUUGGAAGAAAAUGUGCCUCUUCUAAGCGAGCACUAUUGGCCCACGCCGUGGUGCGUGGAGUCGCGACUGCAGACUGUCCUCGGCUCCGUAUUAAGAUCUCGUCUUUUGCCGCCCGUCAAAUAUCGUCGGCAGGUGGUGCGGCUGUCGGACGGCGGGCAGGUGGCACUGGACUGGGUGGAGAGCGCGGGGCCGGCGCGGGCCGUGCUGCUGGUGCUGCCGGGGCUGACGGGCUGCGCCGACGCCGACUACGUGCGCUGCCUGGCCGCCGCCGCCGCCCGCCUGCGCGCGCGCUGCGUGGUGUUCAACAACCGCGGGCUCGGCGGCCUGCCGCUCACCACGCCGCGCCUCUACUGCGCCGUCAGCCACUCCGACCUGGCCGAGGCCGUGCGGGCCGUGCGCGCCGCCUGCGGCGACGUGCCGCUGCUGGCGGCCGGCGUGUCGCUGGGCGGGCUCAUCCUGGGCCACUACCUGGCCGAGCACGGCGCGGGCGCGGGCGUGCACGCGGCGCUGGCGGUGUCGUCGCCGCUGGACGUGGUGAAGGGCUCGGAGUGCAUGGAGCGCGCGCCGCUGAACGCGCUGCUGUCGUACCACAUGGCGCGCAACCUGCGCCGCACGCUGCGGGCUCACGAGCCGCUCCGCGCCGGCCCGUGCGACUGGCGCGGCGUGGAGCGCGCGCGCUCCGUGCGCGAGUUCGACGCCGCCUUCACCACCAAGCACUUCGGCUUCGGCUCGGUGGACGCGUACUACGCGGCGGCGUCGCUGCGCGACAAGCUGGCGGCCGUGCGCGUGCCGCUGCUGUGCCUGUGCGCGGCCGACGACCCGUUCCAGCCGCUGGGCGCCAUGCCGCUGGAGGAGGCGCGCGAGGCGGAGCGCGUGGCGCUGCUGGUGACGGCGCGGGGCGGGCACAUCGGCUUCCUGGAGGGCUGGUGGCCGGCGCGGGCGGCGCGGGACCAGUACAUCGCGCGGCUGGCCACGCAGUACUUCGCGGCGCUGCUGGCGCGCGCGGACCUGCUGCACGCGGCGCCCGACUGCUGACCGCGGUGACGUCACGCGCCGCGGUCCCGUCAUGCGCCGCGGUGACGUCACGUGCCGCGGUGACGUCACGCGCCGCUGUGACGUCACGCUCUGCGCGCCUUAAGCUUUGCAUUCAUAUUUUUCUAACAAAGACUAACUUUGUUAAGACACGCAAGUAUUGUGUAAAAGCUAAGCUUUUUACACUAACGGCUACAUAUCGUAAGUUAUUUUUAGUACACUGUGAUUUAAAUAUUGAAUAGUGCUAUUUUUAGUUUAAUAUAGUUCUACUGUAUUGUUAAGGUUGCAUAAUAUAAUUACUAACAACGAUAAUAGCACGCGUUGUAAUUUUGUAAUGUUAUCUAAUUUUACACAUGAAUUAGGUGAAUCUAUUUCGUGUAUGUGGGCCUUAAUAGUUGUUAGUUCAUCCGUCGCGAGACUUGCGCACCAGAUAUAUAAUUAUAUAGUAUUAUUAUACACGUUACAUUUGUUGCAUUUCAGAUAAUUUAUUAUUAUAUUACCUAUAAUUUUAA
This is a messenger RNA of Helicoverpa zea (corn earworm), 1809 nucleotides long. It is a transcript of the gene Hydr1, whose product is annotated as phospholipase ABHD3. The transcript is spliced from 3 exons. The coding region runs from base 119 to 1300 and encodes 393 amino acids. NCBI's taxonomy places the organism in Eukaryota, Metazoa, Arthropoda, Insecta, Lepidoptera, Noctuidae. Gene Ontology annotation, biological process: medium-chain fatty acid catabolic process; medium-chain fatty acid biosynthetic process. The record is from RefSeq and is a predicted model, not a curated record. Gene Ontology annotation, molecular function: monoacylglycerol lipase activity; acetylesterase activity.